Molecule: messenger RNA, 760 nt
Organism: Symbiodinium pilosum
Lineage: Eukaryota; Dinophyceae; Suessiales; Symbiodiniaceae
Source: the annotation of a GenBank genome assembly
CCACAUGGUUAUGGUUGCGGGGCACGCUGUUGUCAUGGCAGACUCCUUGGAGCACAUCCUGCACAAAGAGUCUGAUUGGUUCCUGGAGUCCUACCAGCGUGGCCAAGAUUUGCCUCAAGCUCUUGUAAGCCACAUCAAGGCCGGCGUUGAAGUGGCAGCAUUGGACCCGAAGCUUGGUAAGGAGACCAUCCUUGGCAAGUACGUGUGGAAGGCCCUUCUCAUCUUUUCCGGGGGCCAGACGCGUGCGGCUGCAGGACCCAGGGACGAAGGUUGGAGCUACUACCGUGUGGCCGAGUACUUCGACUGGUGGGGCUAUUCGGCAAACCGGCCAGACUUUCUGCGCGAAGCGCAGCAACGAACCCAGCUGGCAGGGCAAAGCUAUAUGCCGGUGGCCCAACGCACAGUGACCGAGGAGUUUGCCCUGGAUUCUUACCAGAACGUACUCUUUUCCAUCUGCCGCUUCAGAGAGAUCGUGGGUCACUACCCCGACAAGAUCACUGUUGUGAGUUUCACCUUCAAGAAGCAGCGCUUCUCUGACCUUCACCGCGGAGCCCUGCGCUUUCCCAGCGCGAGAUUUUCCUACGUGGGUAUUCAGCCACCUCCUGGCUCUCGCUUCGACAUGGUGAGGGCGCAGGGGGGGGAGCUCGGGGCUGCAAAGCUUUUCCAGUCCGAUCCCUAUGGCUGCCACUCACCUGACUUGGUGGAGAAGAGGCGGUCGAGAAACCCGUUUCAGCGGACCACACCUUACCUUCUGUCAUGA